Messenger RNA from Penicillium brasilianum, 5112 nucleotides. The record is from the annotation of a GenBank genome assembly. NCBI's taxonomy places the organism in Eukaryota, Fungi, Ascomycota, Eurotiomycetes, Eurotiales, Aspergillaceae.
GUCUAUAAUGUUAUCAAUUCUUACUUUGUUGAGUAAAUUGGCACUGAAAUCUAAACUCGGUCAUGCAUAUUUGGAGGGCGUUUGCGGCACAUGAUAAUCGACCUAUUCGAUCUUAUGCUUUCUGAUGAAAGAAAGUUAGUAAUCGUGAGGAAACUAUUCUAGAAGCAUGAAAAAAGUAAUAAGAAAUUCACCAAACUCGGUACUGACAGGGGUCGUCAUCAACAUUGGCUGGGACUGGCAGAUGCUCAUCCAGGCUCUUCAUAGGACGAAGAGAAAGAGAAUCCGACGCACCAUCCUCGUAGGCUUGUUGUCGAGUAAAGUCCACGAUGACCUUGAUUUGAAAUUCCCGAGCUUUGUGGCAAUAUCCUGGAUGUUGCAGAGAUCUCGAGAAUGACCAGUAGGCUCUUUCAAAACUGUCCAUUGCCAUGAAAUUCAUCGCCUCAAUAAAGAAUGCGGUGCCAACAAUAUCCCUAUAUCGGAACCGCCGAACUUCGCUUCGGGCGGAGAUCUCAUUCAUCACACGAUCCAAUUGGCAAAGAGAUUCAUGGUACUUACCAGUGGCAUACAGGAUAGCUGCAAGGAAGACCCGAGAAUGGAGCACUUCAGCUACCGAUAUACACGAGCUGGCCAUGAGCGAAGUCUCAAGUGUACUGCGCGCAGCUUCAAUAUCUCCCCUUUUCCACUCCUCCUCUGCGCCUUUGAGGUACUCCUUACCUGUACAUACCCAGACAUCAUCAAUCCAGUGUAUGCACUGGGCGGCCUCUGAAUUCACCAAGGAAGCAGGCAUCUCCGAGAGGUCGUCUUCCAGCCGCAGAGCCACGUAAUUGAAAUCUCCCAUACGCGACUGAGCAUGUGCGACAAGUAGGUCAGACUCUGCAAGUCUCGCCUUGAGGUUCUUGAUCUUUUUUUCUGCUCCUUGAAGCUGUCGAGCAAGGUUUGCAUUUGCCGUGGCGAGUAGUUCAACAUUCCAGUUUGCGAAUUGCUCUUCCUUCUUCGCAGACUGACCCCUGCGCAUGUAAGCGAUUAAUAUUGAUAACAUUAUGGUGAAGCGAAUAGGAAGGCGAGCUUGGGGGCAAUGGCUUCUAGAAGUCCAGGUCAUGGAAGGCGACCGUCUUGAUCAGGAACUCCUAAGCCUUUAUAUAGUCAGCUGAUCCGGAAAUUCGCUGCUUCAAAAAAUCAGUGACAGAAAGCCAAAGUUCUCAUAGACAAUCGCAUUCUUGCUGAAAGCCUUCAAUGACCAUUGUUGUGUGCCUCAAAAUAGCUUGUAUUGUUGCAUGUUAACAGUCGCUCAAAGGAUCAGCCCAUUCGAGAGAUUGACAUUAGUUAGUUUGAAGAACCCUCUGUUGCCAGCUUUGAAAAAAAAAUCAAAGAAGAGACGAGCGGUCGCAGAUGGUUACUAUUGUGGAUAUAGGUAGCAUCGUUAAUAUCAACAUACGAGAUCAUACGAGGAUGAAUCAUUCGAGUGGAUUCAAAAAGCGCGCAAAUCGCGCUAGCGGCCAACAGAGGCCGGAUCUAGAUCGAACGACACGAGCGUCGUAAAUUUGUCAGCCUUGACUUUUGUUCCAUGAUUGCAAGACUCGCUCCGUGUUUUCAUUAGUUGACUAAACUUGGACUUAGACUUUUGACUAAAGCCCGCCAUAACAGAAAAUCCACCAAGUGCAAAGCGAGCAAACAGGCCAAACCGGCGCUAUGACCUCAGCGCGUCGUGAAGCUCUUUGACCCCACACCCGCGAUCACCGCGACUGGAGGGAUCGGAACGACGACUGGGGCAAUGCGCUCACCAAGAGUGGACAUUCGCGACGUCAGACGGCAAUACACGGCUGCUUCGACCGGUCCUGGUCCAAUCUGGUCCAAUCUGAUAAUGCGGAUCCGCGCCGGAACAGGAGUGACCCUCGAUCUAGACUUGCGGGGCUUCCCUGAUGCAAACAUGUUCUACGAAACAAAACCGGGUCUACACGGGCCAAUCUGACUGAAUAUUUAGGAUAUUUUCCUUGGAGCUUGCAAAUGCAAAAAUGUCAAAUACAGUAAGGUCUUGUGUGGAUGACUUUUCCGUGGUCUUCUGCGCCCCCUCGUGCAGCCUGCCUCGGGAUUUGACUGGUGGUGACUCUCGUCUGGGUCGUCCUUGCCCCUGGUGUUUGGCGAUGAUUCGUCAUAGAGUUUAGCUCUAUAAGCUGCGUCCGAGGUACAGCUAUUUCCAGGAUUAUUUCUUAAAACCCUGGCCUUUCCCCCUCUCUCGACAUUUGCACACGUGUUUCUUUUCUUCCAGUAACCGGCAACACAAUGUCUCCAACGGCGCUGAGGAAUGUGGACGCAGUCGAGAUUGUCGACAUCCACCAGGAUGACAUAAAAUUCUCCCUCGUGGAUGAGCUUUACACAAGUCUGAAUCCCGCGGAGGAUAAACCACGUUCAUUCCCCACGCUCCUCCUCUAUGACACCAGGGGACUCAAGAUUUUCGAAAAGAUCACCUAUCUGGACGAAUACUACCUCACAAACGCGGAGAUCGAGGUUUUGACAACACAUGCACAGAGAAUCGUCGAGCGGAUACCGGAGAACGCACAGCUGGUGGAGCUUGGUAGUGGAAAUUUGCGCAAGAUCGAGAUUCUUCUGCGGGAGUGUGAACGGGUGGAAAAGCAGGUAGACUACUAUGCAUUAGAUCUAUCGCUGGUCGAACUACAACGAACUUUCUCAGAGAUUUCACCCGAGGGCUUUAACUAUGUCGGGCUCCACGGUCUUCAUGGAACAUAUGAUGAUGCUCUCUUAUGGCUGAAGAACCCAGAGAACCGCACCAGACCAACUGUGGUACUAUCUAUGGGGUCAUCCCUGGGUAACUUUGACCGCACCGCAGCCGCGGACUUCUUGGACGGCUUCUCUAAAGCUUUGGGUCCGUCGGAUUUUCUGCUCAUUGGAUUGGAUGCUUGUAAGACCCCGGAGAAGGUUUACAGAGCUUACAACGACUCACAAGGCGUGACACGGCAAUUCUAUGAAAACGGGCUGGCACAUGCCAAUUCCGUGCUCGGCUUCGAGGCAUUCAAGGCUAGUGAGUGGGAAAUUAUUACCGGUUACGAUGAAUUCAAUAGCAGACAUCAGGCCUUCUACUCACCGAGGGUUGAUGUGACUAUCAACAAGAUUCGGAUCCCAAAGGGAGAGAAACUUAUCUUUGAGGAGGCAUAUAAGUAUGGUAUCAAUGAGCGUGAGCAACUCUGCCGCAACGCAGGAUUGAUUCCCCAGGUUGUGUUCGGAAAUUUAACGGAUGACUAUCAUAUUCACCUGCUUUCGCCAGCCUCUCUGAACAUCCCACUGCAGCCAUCUCAGUACGCAGCUCAUGCAGUUCCGACACUUGAAGAGUUUCAGUCACUGUGGACAGUGUGGGACGUUGUGACCAAGACAAUGGUUCCCCGAGAGGAACUUCUUUCGAAACCUAUCAAGCUCCGGAACGCUCUCAUCUUCUAUCUCGGUCAUAUCCCUACCUUUCUCGAUAUUCAUUUGACUCGCGCUUUGCGUGGGAAGCCCACCGAUCCGAAAUACUAUAAGCAGAUCUUUGAGCGCGGCAUUGACCCUGAUGUCGAGAAUCCAGAGCAGUGUCACGCUCACAGUGAGAUCCCGGACGAGUGGCCACCUCUUGACGAGAUCCUGGACUACUCGGAGCGGGUACGAAACAGAGCACGAUCCAUUCUUGAGGAGGGGUCUGCCCUCCAGAACCGUUGUCUUGGCGAGGCUCUGUGGAUUGGCUUUGAGCACGAGGCAAUGCACCUCGAGACCUUCCUCUACAUGCUACUUCAAAGUGAAAAGACCCUUCCCCCGAUUGGAGUGGAAACUCCCGAUUUUGCCAAGUUGGCUCUGACUGCAAAGGAAAAUGAGACUGACAACCAGUGGUUCCGGAUCCCACAACAAUCAUUCACAAUUGGUUUGGACGAUUCCGAUGAUAAUGUUCUGCCGAAGGAUUCUUUUGGGUGGGAUAAUGAGAAGCCACAAAGAUGCGUCCACGUACACUCGUUUGAGGCUCAAGCUCGACCAAUCACCAACGGAGAGUACGCCAAGUAUAUGCAAGCGAACCGUCUGGAAGAAAUUCCAGCAUCUUGGACACGCAUUCACUCUGACCAGGGUAAUCCAAUCUCGAAGGGAUUCGGUGAGUCACGCCAGAGUGCAGCCCGAGACUUUAUGGAUAGCUUCGCUGUGAGAACUGUUUUCGGUCCGGUGUCUUUGGAUCUUGCACAAGACUGGCCGAUCAUCGCUUCAUACGAUGAAUUGGCUCGUUAUGCCAAAUGGACAGGGUGUAGGAUUCCCACCCAUGAAGAGGUCCGGAGCAUUUAUCUCUACGCCGAUCAGCUUCGAGGAACAGGAGUGCACAAGAUUACCAAUGGUCACAGCAACGGAAUGAAUGGGACCUCUCAUCAAGUCAAUGGCACUUCCAACGGAGUCACGCACAUGACAAAUGGGACGGCCAAAAACUCUUCAACGGCAGAAACACCAGUAUUCCGCGCACUCGAUGGCUGCAAUGUUGGUUUCCAGAAUUGGCACCCUGUUCCAAUCACGCCAAACGGGGACAAGCUCGCCGGACAGGGUGAUCUGGGCGGCGUUUGGGAAUGGACCAGCACGCCACUCAUGGCACACGAGGGUUUCAAAGCCAUGGAGAUUUACCCGGGUUACACAUCGGACUUUUUCGACGGAAAGCACAAUAUCAUUCAAGGUGGCUCGUGGGCAACUAUGCCCCGGAUCGCGGGACGGACUUCAUUGUGAGCUCCCUUUCCCGAACGACUUGAAGAAGGUUUGCUAAUUUUCUAGUGUGAACUGGUACCAGCACAACUACUUGUACGCCUGGGUAGGAGCGCGGUUGGUGCGCGAUGUGGCUGAAUAGAUGUUUGGGAGCUGCAAUAACUUAAUCUAAAGGGGCCUCCUAGAUGUCGUGGAUGGCUAGCCACUUCUCAUCUCCUUCAAUACAGCUACCUUUCUAGCUCGCCACUCAAUCACUCAAAACAAUAAUAUACUUCGUAGCUAAGGAAUAUUUAUACCAUCACGCGAGAUCUUUUUUUUUCGAGGUUCAAUCGCACGACGCUUAAGCAGACUCCAUUGUCACUGGUAUAAGCUACCGGAGACAAUUAAUGGCGAUGAGAG